AUGUUCCCAAACCUUAUAUUUAUCAAAUUAGUGCCAGAUGGCUUAAAAAGAUGGGAUUUAUUCAUUCUAAACCAUUCAAUUGGGUUUGUGUUGAUGGCCAUGAAUGAGAAGAUGGAUGUUAUUGAAUAUGGAAGGUUAUUUUUAGAAUUAUCAGAAGUUGAUGCUAUAUUUAUUAAUGAUUUGGAAUUUCAGAUUAAUCCUGAAUUAGGUGAUGGCUGGAGGCCAGGAGGUGAAUAUCCAUUGAAAAGAAAUGAGCAGAAGAAGAGCCAUGCCAU
This is a messenger RNA of Entrophospora candida, 275 nucleotides long. NCBI's taxonomy places the organism in Eukaryota, Fungi, Glomeromycota, Glomeromycetes, Entrophosporales, Entrophosporaceae. The record is from the annotation of a GenBank genome assembly.